Naegleria gruberi is the source of this 624-nucleotide messenger RNA. RefSeq lists its product as uncharacterized. Gene Ontology annotation, cellular component: dynactin complex. Gene Ontology annotation, molecular function: dynein complex binding. The transcript has a single exon. The coding region runs from base 1 to 624 and encodes 207 amino acids. Gene Ontology annotation, biological process: mitotic spindle organization. NCBI's taxonomy places the organism in Eukaryota, Heterolobosea, Eutetramitea, Acrasida, Naegleriidae. The record is from RefSeq and is a predicted model, not a curated record.
AUGAGUGCCAUAUCUUUGGUUAAUUUAAACAAACGUGAUGCUAUUAGUAGUGCAAUGGUAAAACCUCCUCUUUCUGCCUUAGUAACAACAGCAUCUUCCUUUCUGAUUAAUAACAAGGUUCAAGAAAAUAUUCUUCUAUCACAACAUAUGAUUUAUAUUGAUGAAGGAACAAUUAUACAUCCAAGAUGUGUUUUGGAAUGUGGAAAUAAUUCAAAAGGAAUUAAAAUUGGAAAGAAUAAUAUUAUUGAGGAAGGAGUUGUAAUAAUCAAUCAAGGAACAGAUACACUCACCAUUGGAAAUAACAAUCAUAUCAAAGCUGGAGUGUAUAUUAGUGGAAAUGUAAAAAUUGGUGACUAUAACGUACUGGAAUGCAAGUGCAAAAUUGAUAAUAAUGUGAAAAUUGAGGAAUAUUGUAUCAUUAAUGCUUUGUGUGAAUUGGGUGGAGAUAAUGGAGCUAUGUGUCAGUUACCCUCCUACACAAUCAUUCUUGGUUUGAAUGGAGCUAGAAAAUCAAUGUUAAAACAAAAAGAGAAGAUUAGAUCUUUACAUGAACAUCAAAUUCAACAACAAUUACUCACACUAAGAAGUAUUUUACCAAACUAUCACAAAGCAUGGAAAAUUUAA